Raphanus sativus (radish) is the source of this 1376-nucleotide messenger RNA. Its product is annotated as GATA transcription factor 11. Gene Ontology annotation, biological process: regulation of DNA-templated transcription. The coding region runs from base 217 to 1026 and encodes 269 amino acids. The record is from RefSeq and is a predicted model, not a curated record. The transcript is spliced from 3 exons. Gene Ontology annotation, molecular function: sequence-specific DNA binding; zinc ion binding. Lineage: Eukaryota; Viridiplantae; Streptophyta; Magnoliopsida; Brassicales; Brassicaceae.
AAGCAGUUUCCAUACUUCUUUUUCGUUAUAUUUAUUAUAAAAAAAAAUCUGAAAAGAGAAGAAGAAACCGAGGAGACAUUGAAAACUCCCAUCUAUCUACCUUUUUUUAUCUUCUUCCCCCAUCUCUCUCUCUCUCUCUCUCCCAAAGUUGAACCUGCAAAUCCCUAAACCAGUCUGUGUAGUCCAAAGUAUAUUGAAAAGCAUUAAGAAGGAAGCAUGAGUUGGUUCCCUGAGGAGGAAUUCAAAGGUCUUUCAGACAGUUUCUUUGAUGAUAUCAUCAACCAUAUCAACUUUCCACUCGAAGACACCACCACAGGCGAGGGAGGAGAAGAUUGGGACUCCAAGUUUCAACACCUCGAGCCUCCUCCCAUGGAUUUGUUUACUACUUUUCCCUCUGAGUUCACAUCCUAUCAUGUCACUAACAAGGAGGUUGCCCCUGUACCUCUAUUGUCCAGCACUCUCCAACAAUCUUCAUCACCUCCCGACAUCAAAGUCUCUAAGCUAUUCCAGUCUUCAAGCCCUGUGUCAGUACUCGAGAGCAGUGACGCUUCUUUCUCUCCGCAGAACUUAAUAUCUCAGAGUUUGACUUUCCCUGUGAAAGGCAUGAGAAGCAAGCGCAAGCGGCGCCCCACAACACAUAGAUUCAGAUACCUUCACCCGUUUGAACCACGUAAGCUCGAGACGACUUACUACUCUUCCGAGCAACAGGCCAAGAAGAAACGCAAGACCAGCAGCCUCCACACAGAGGCGAGUAGCUAUGAUGGGAUAGUGAGGAAAUGCACUCAUUGCGAGACCACCAAGACUCCUCAGUGGAGGGAAGGGCCCGAUGGACCGAAGACCCUCUGCAACGCUUGCGGGGUCCGGUUCAGGUCUGGCCGUCUGGUUCCGGAAUACAGACCAGCCUCGAGCCCGACCUUCGUCCCAUCUCUGCAUUCAAACUCACACAGGAAGAUCAUAGAGAUGAGGAGAAAGGAAGGUGAUGAGUUCGACGCCAGCAUGAUUCAGUCGGUGAUAUCCGGAGCAUAAAAACAAAGAAGGGCAGUGCAGUUUUUGAGUUUGGAAACUAAUGAACUCACUGCAAGAAGAGAGAUGGUAUAAAAAAGAAGGUAGAGGUUAGUGAGUAUUAUAAAAUCUUAUGAAGAGAGUAUUAGGGGGGGGGGGGGGGGGGGGGUUUAGUUUAGGUCUAUUACAUAGAGUGGCGUCUUGUUAUGUGUUUUUUUAUGUUGUCUGUCUCUCUCCCAUUUUGCAAGCAAUAUGUUUGCAGAAGAAUGUAUUUGUCUUUGGUUUAGCUCUUUUGAAUAACAUUUAUUCUUUUAUUCUUCCAGUGUUAUACCUUCUUCAUCUUUUUCUUAUUAACAUGAUUUGCAUUAGUUGAA